AUCUCAAGGGCACAGUUAUCACAUGUACCGAAGCGACACUGACUUUAAUCCAGUGUGUCACUGUAAUUAGGUCUAUAAGUGUGUAAAAAAGACAGUUUCGGUUCAGAUUUCUCUUCGGGCUCCUCGUCUGGUAAAAUGGACACUGGCACUAUAAUGGAGCAGGUCAAAGUUCAGAUUGCUGUUGCAAAUGCGCAAGAGCUGCUGCAGAGAAUGACUGAUAAAUGCUUCAAGAAGUGCAUUGGCAAGCCAGGAAGCACAUUGGACAACUCUGAACAGAAAUGCAUUGCCAUGUGUAUGGACCGAUAUAUGGACGCAUGGAACACGGUCUCCCGCGCAUAUAAUUCCAGAUUACAGAGGGAAAGGGCACGUAUUUGAUGUGCAGAUGGCAGUCGGUACUACCUCAGUCCUCAGGUAGAGAUGUCUAGUCUCUGAAUACACGACAGGUGUAUAGACUUGGCUCUCUUACCACACAACAACAGCUGAUGGCUACAGAAGGAACCAGGUGGUUGGAUUUAGACUCUACAUGGACAUUUUUCAUUACAUUUUGUGUGUUAAAAUGAUUAUAUAAUACAUAAAAUAGCUGUUUAAUAAUUGACAAAUUCAGAUUAAGGGAUUGAUAAUUGUAGUAGCAACUCUUGUGCUUAUAAUGAUGGCUGGAAUUGGGAUAACAAAAGAAUGGGUCUGGAUUUUAGCUCCACUUUCCUGUUCGGAGGUUUCACUAUGUUUAAAAACAAUGCUAAAAUUCAGAUUCUUCACCUUUUGCCGUUAUCCAUUUAUCAAACAGCCAAUCAAAAUUCAGCAUACCGUCUGUCUGUCUUUUGUCAUUGGGUGGAUGUUACUCCAUUCCCUGAGGGAAGGGCUCACUUUACCAACUCUGUUCCACAAACCUAGUUCUUCUCCCAGAGGGGGAGAAUUCAGGGGCGCCUUUGUUGCAAUAAUUGUCGCUUCUUCACCAGGAGCAGCCAAACAGUCCUUCUUACUUACAUCUGAAGAACAAACCGCAAUUGUCAACCCUGGAGUGUCAUUUGUCUCAUUGUCUCAUAAGUACAGUAGUAGGGUUGUUUAACUGCAAGCCUUUGUAGUUCAAUUUGUGUACACUAGUCAAUAUUUCCCAUUUCCAUUGCUUCCGAGUCUUGGAAAGAUUUGGACAGAGACACAAACUCCACCAAGGUAUGUCCAGACAGAUGUUGUGUAAUUGUCACCAAGCUGUUUUUAUGAAAUGCAAAUAAAUAACACCAAAUUAGUCCAUUUUUAUUGAUGUUUAUUCUUUCAUUGGUUAACAGAUGUAGCACCAUUUGUACAAAUUAGGCCUGAAAUUCACUAAGAAAGUAAAUGAACGUACGUGUUGCAUUCCCAGCAUUUCCACAGGGGGCGCUAUAGCAUGCAUUUCUGAACUGUCUUCUUGUAUAGCCUGGUCAAGUAUUGUCAUGGUGGAGCAACGGUUUGAAAAGAAUCUUGUUUAGGCCCUGUCCCAAAUUGCACCCUAAACCCUCGCGGUCUUCCUCUGAGUCCGCACUUUC
Molecule: messenger RNA, 1520 nt
Organism: Sinocyclocheilus rhinocerous
Lineage: Eukaryota; Metazoa; Chordata; Actinopteri; Cypriniformes; Cyprinidae
Product: mitochondrial import inner membrane translocase subunit Tim13
Exons: 3
Coding region: 136-375 (79 amino acids)
Source: RefSeq, a predicted model, not a curated record